AUGGCAAUCUCCUGGGAUUCCAUCCGCUCCAUCCUCCUCUUCUUCGGGCCCAUCCUCCUCCCCAAAGCCAUAUCAUGGUAUCGCUCCAUUCGCUCCGCCUCCCACGGCCUCCCCAUCCAGCCGACCCCUCCGCGCGUCCGCAUGGCGCUCACCCUACUCUUCACCCUCUCAACAAUCUACCUCGUCAAGACGCUGCCUCUCUUCGCGCCCGAGAACCUCUUCACCCGUACGCAGAGCCGUCUCCAAAUCCCCGUCGACGUGCUCUUCAACCGCCUAUCCGCCAUCCGACCCUCCAAUAUCCUCACCACAAGCGAUCACGUCCUACGCGCCAAGUUCGUCAACCUAGAAAGUCGCCUCCUCUACCUACAAUUCGGCCCGCAAGUCCUCUUCGAGUGCCCGUUCUGCAACUCCGACGAGCCAAAGAGCUACUUCUACUAUGCUCUCCCGUCCAUCAUCUGGCCGCACUUGGCGAACCUCAUCGUCAUAGCCGUCAUUACUAGCCCUUCUCUCACGGGGAAGCACGGCUCCCAAUGGCGAACCCUCGCGACCAUUGCGUCCUUCACCCUCGGCAGCCUGGAAGCGUAUAUCGUCGGCUCGUAUGGAUACCAGGCCAAUGCGAGGGCGUUGCGCCUCACCGAAGUAGACUUCUUCUUCUGGUCCAUGCGGAACUAUAGACUCAUCGCGCUGGCUGUGCUUGACGCCGCGUUGGGAUGGGUCAUGUAUUUGUCGUCUACGAACAGGGCGUUUGUGCAGCUACCGACGGCGGCGGAGCGCAUUGAUCACGUUACGAGGGGUCUGUUGACGGUCAAGAGCAGAUUGAGCGCCAUUGGUAUUAUUAAUAAUACUGCUAUGCGGGAUGAGGAGCUGCGGAGUAGGAGUCAGACGUAUUGGGGUCAUGAGGUCCGGCUGAUGAGGGAGGUGAUGGAGGAUAGGGAGGUGAUUGAGGGUGUGAAUGAUGCGUUGGGCAAUAGGAUUGAUAUUGAUUCUAUUUCAAAGGAUGCGGCGAGCUAUACGGAUAGUGUGCUGGAGCCGUUGCGGCAGCUGCAACAAGAGGAAUAA
Messenger RNA from Pochonia chlamydosporia 170, 1059 nucleotides. RefSeq names its product chorismate synthase protein. The record is from RefSeq and is a predicted model, not a curated record. The transcript has 2 exons. Bases 1 to 1059 code for a protein of 352 amino acids. NCBI's taxonomy places the organism in Eukaryota, Fungi, Ascomycota, Sordariomycetes, Hypocreales, Clavicipitaceae.